AUGCCCUACUACAUCUCCGUCCUCCAAAUCAGCGCCGCCGACUCCGAGGCACCCACCGCCGCCCCCUCCGCCAUCGACCCGAUCUCCAUUAUGUCCAAACAAGGCUGCAAGGCCUUCACGGACCUUCUAAGAGGCUCCAAGGCCCUUCCAUCUUUCAAGGAAAACGUUGACGGCGGCUUAACGGUUUUCUGCCCCACCCACAGCACCGUCAGCGGUUUCGCGGCAAAGUACAAGAACCUGACCGAAGCUCAGAAGGUUUCACUUCUGUUAUACCACACGACUCCCGUAUACGAGUCACUGCAUAUGCUCAAGUCCAGCAACGAAAUAUUGAACAUUCUGGCCAUAGAGGGAGCGAACAAGUACGACUUCACGGUGCAGAGUGAAGGGGAAGACGUGAACCUCAAGACCAAAGUCAACACAACAGUGUACAUGACAUUGAAAUUGUCAAUAAUAAUACAGUGUGCUAACACUUAUGUAAAUAUAGGAACUACUUUUUACAUUUCAAAAAGAUAG
Messenger RNA from Glycine soja, 513 nucleotides. Its product is annotated as fasciclin-like arabinogalactan protein 2. The record is from RefSeq and is a predicted model, not a curated record. NCBI's taxonomy places the organism in Eukaryota, Viridiplantae, Streptophyta, Magnoliopsida, Fabales, Fabaceae. The transcript has a single exon. Bases 1 to 513 code for a protein of 170 amino acids.